UUUGUUUCCUCUCGAACGGGACCGUAAAACAGUUGGAAUCUCUGCGGAUGAUUCAUGAUCCAGUUCUACAAGAAUAGGUCUCCGGUUCGCUAGACAACCACGCGCGUUGCUUUUCAAUUGUCAUUCAGAGGUGAAGAGAAGUGGUUUGGUUUUAUCCGAUCUGAUAGCGCAGCAGAAAACAUCACCAACGAUGUCACUAUACCCGUCGCUGGAGGAUAUGAAGGUGGACCAGAUGAUGCAGUUACAGAACAGAGUCGUAGCUGCCGCGGCCGCCCAACAGCAGCAAUACCCACCAUCGGCCCCAGGUGUUAAGAUCCCUCCGGCCUACAGUUUGUAUCCGAGUUUCAAUGAAACAGGUGCGCCAGAGAAACACGAUGGUGCCAUGGUCAAUGCUGGCGGCCUCAUGUAUCCCGAUCUGCACGAGUACAUGGGAUUGGAACUUUCGAAGGAAAUGAUCGAGGCAAAUCUAUCGCAGUAUCUACCAGCGCAACCGCUCGCUGCUUCCAACACCAUCGUUCCCCAACAGUCGAUGCUUGCGGUUGUGAACAAUGCAAACAUGGUCGCACCCAUUACCGGUGGCUUCGUGGGGCUUCAGCGUGGUCAGGUGACGAAUGGCAUUCGGGAGCUCAUACUCUGCAAGGGUGGCGACAAGAAAGUUGGGCUCCGAGUGCAGGCCAUCAACAAGGGUGUGUUCGUUUGCCUAGUCGUGAAGGACAGCCCUGCGGCAAUGGGCGGCUUGAGGUUCGGGGAUCAAAUUUUGCAAAUCAACGGAACGCUCGUGGCCGGAUUUUCGGUGGACGAUGUUCACAAGCUGCUGAAGAAGAGUGACAAUAACAACAUUUCGAUUGUGGUGCGCGAUCGACCGCUGGAGCGUGCCAUAACGAUGCACAAGGACUCGUCAGGGGCGUUUGGAUUCCAGUUUAACAACGGGAAGAUCACCGCCAUCGUGAAGGACUCGUCGGCGGCUCGUAACGGCCUACUGAUCGACCAGCAACUGCUGGAAGUGAACGGUCAAAACGUGAUCGGUAUGAAAGAUAAGGAAAUAACCAAACUUAUCAGUGCUUCCGAACGCACGAUCACUCUAACGAUCGUGCCGAGCGUCAUCUACGACGUUAUGAUGAAGAAGCUGUCCACGUCUUGGGUUCGCGGAAAGAUGGAUCACUCCAUUCCGGACUUUUAACUUCAGAUCUGCCUUCGAGAAAGAGUGAGAGUGAUGGAAUUUUGAUAAGAAUUACACAAGAAAUAGGAAUUACCAUGUAAAACAGUCUGCCAUACGCACCGUUGGACGCCAAACGAAACUCUGUAAGAAACCUCAGCCGUGAACCGAAAGGAGACUACCUUUGUUAACUAUUGCUCGUGUAUGUGUCCAAGAAUCUAAACGAAAAUGAACGCGGUUACGCGUCGUUUGUUUGCUCGUCACGUAAAACGUAUCCCCUGCACUAGCUCCUUAGAAAGGUCUGCACCGUAGUGCUAUAUGGGUAAGACACUUGUGUUUCACUUAUACAUUAUCGAAGCACCUUAUAUUCUAACAGUAUACUUUACAACAUUCUUCCACUUGUCAGCACGUAAAAUAUUAUGUUUGUAAGAAUACAUUAUUAAUAAAGCCCAGUUUUAUUAAAG
This is a messenger RNA of Anopheles bellator, 1620 nucleotides long. RefSeq names its product syntenin-1-like. Lineage: Eukaryota; Metazoa; Arthropoda; Insecta; Diptera; Culicidae. The transcript has 4 exons. Gene Ontology annotation, molecular function: protein binding. Bases 191 to 1180 code for a protein of 329 amino acids. Gene Ontology annotation, cellular component: cytoplasm; plasma membrane. The record is from RefSeq and is a predicted model, not a curated record.